Messenger RNA from Enterobius vermicularis (human pinworm), 1281 nucleotides. The record is from the annotation of a GenBank genome assembly. Lineage: Eukaryota; Metazoa; Nematoda; Chromadorea; Rhabditida; Oxyuridae.
AUGCGUGACCUCGCCACUUCUCGAACCUGUUCAUAUACGUGGUUUCUUUUCUGCGUUUUGCUAGCUACUUUUGUUCACUGCGAUGAAACAGACAGCUUGAAACCUUCUAUAACCGAACACCCACUUGACGCUAUAAUUGGUAAGGGCGAACCAGCAACGCUAAAUUGUGGCGCUAAAGGUCCAGAUGUACAAUUUUCGUGGUAUAAAGACGAUAAACCUGUAAGAACUAAUAAAGAAGACAGCCAGUCUCAUAGAUUAAUUCUGCAAAAUGGGGCGCUUUUCCUCUUGAGGGUUAAUGGCGGAAAAAACGAUAGUGAUGCUGGAACGUACUAUUGCGUUGCAAAAAAUGCUUAUGGCACCGCCAAGUCGCGGGAAGCUUCUUUAAGGAUAGCUUUACUGCUAGACGAUUUUCGAACUAGGCCAAGAGGAGUUCAGGCUGUUCUGGGGCAGAAUGCAAUUUUGGAGUGCUCUCCACCUCAUGGGUUUCCUGAACCGGUUGUUAGCUGGCGAAAAAACGAACAGGAGCUUUUGGUAACGGGGAAUGGGAGAAUUUCCUUGAAUCUUCCGGGGAAUCUGGUCAUUAAAAAUGUGGAACGGAAAGACGCUGGGAUGUACCAGUGCGUUGCUAGAAAUAUGGUUGGUGAAAAAGUUUCUAAUCCAGUGAAGCUGUCAGUUUAUGAGAAACCUUAUUUUGUGACGAAACCAAGGGGAUUGUCGGUUGAAGUUGGGCGUACAGCUAAAUUUGACUGUCGGGUUUCUGGAGAUCCAAUGCCAGCUAUUUCAUGGAAGAAGCGAGACAGUGCGAUGCCUGUUGGACGUGCAUAUAUUUCUAAAGGCAACGAUGGCUUAACUGUAGAAAAAGUUGAGGUAGCAGAUGAGGGUGAAUAUAUAUGCAUAGCAAAGAAUCCAGCAGGAGUGAUUGAGGAGUCUGCCAGGUUGGAAGUUUAUGAACAACCACAGUUUUUGGUGAAACCUGUUGAAGUUACUGUUGAGAGAGGCGGUACUGCGACGUUUCACUGUAAAGUUAAGGGUCAUCCUACACCGGCACUUUUUUGGUUACGGGAAGGACAACAGGAACUUUACUUUCCUGGACGAGGGUCUCCUGACGGGCGAAUUAAAGUUUUAGAGGAUGCGCAGUUGGUUAUUAAAGGAGUUGAGCCGUCAGAUGCUGGUUAUUAUACUUGCUCGACUUUGAAUGGCCAUGGCAGCAACUUGGCUAAGGCACCGCUUAAAGUUGUAAGCAAAAGUAAGUGCUCAGUUGGUAACAUAUUUGUAGACUAA